This is a messenger RNA of Ascochyta rabiei, 2250 nucleotides long. Its product is annotated as Tyrosinase. The coding region runs from base 1 to 2250 and encodes 749 amino acids. The record is from RefSeq and is a predicted model, not a curated record. The transcript is spliced from 2 exons. NCBI's taxonomy places the organism in Eukaryota, Fungi, Ascomycota, Dothideomycetes, Pleosporales, Didymellaceae. Gene Ontology annotation, molecular function: oxidoreductase activity.
AUGGCAUACUUCAGCAAGCCCCAGAGCUUGACCACCAUGCUGUUUGCCUUGUUUGCUUUCCUGCACUUCACAGUCGCGCUCCAGCACGGAUCCCACCACCACCGCGCUCGCCACUCCGCAGACGCCGUCAUCAAGAGGCAGAUGGACGAGAUCGCUGACAGCCUGGUUGCCCGUCAGUCGAGUGGAUUCACCGCCGUCACCGGCGUCUGCAACACGAACACCGGCAGCGAUGGCGCCUGCAACAGCAACGGCCGUGUCUCGGCGCCCCGUCUCGAGAUCCGCCAGCUGAAGCAGAACGCCGACCAGUGGAAUCUGUACCUCCUCGGCAUGGAGAGGUUCCAGGCAAAGGACAAGAACGACAGGCUCUCGUACUACCAGGUCGUCGGUGUCCACGGCCGUCCCUUCACCACAUGGAACAACUUCCCCACUCCGCUGCUCAACCAGGCUGGCUUCUGCCCCCACGCACAGACCCUCUUCGGUUCCUGGCACAGGCCGUACCUGGCCCUCUUCGAGCAAGCCUGGUACCAGAACGUCCAGGAGGUCAUCAAGACCUUCCCCGCCGGCCAGCAGAGCCGGUGGAACCAAGCUGCGGCCACGCUGCGCAUGCCCUACUGGGACUGGGCGCAGGACCCCGGCGCUGGCGGCGCCACUGUGCCCACCUUGAUCCGCGACCAGACCGUCACCGUCACCAAGCCUUCUGGAACAGUCUCCAUCCCCAACCCUCUCUACUCGUACAGCUGGGGUAACACUCUGCCUACGGAGAUGGGUGGUGGCCCGUGGAACAACUUCCCCAGCACGCUCCGUCGCCCGGUUGCCAGCCCGACCCGCAGCAACAACAACGAGAUGAACGCCCGCUUCAAUUCGAUGCGCGUCUCUCUCCGCGACCGCGUCUUUGCUCUCUUCUCCAGCAAGCAGGCCUGGGGUGCCGCCUCCACCUCCCAGAUUGGUGUCCGUACCGAUCUCUCCGGCAGCGGUGUCGACAGCUUCGAGUCCGUCCACGACGCCGUCCACAACACCGCCGGCGGUGAGACGGGUGGCCACAUGUACUACCUCGACAUCUCUUCUUUUGACCCCAUUUUCUGGCUCCACCACACCAACAUCGACCGUCUGCUUGCCAUGUACCAGCUCAUCGUGCCCAACACGUACGUCGCCAACGGCAACAUCAACCACCCCAUGGCCCAGUGGCAGCAGGGCGAGGCCAAGAACAGCUACACGCCCCUCAAGCCCUUCACCAAGAACACCAAGGGCGACUACUUCACCUCCCAGGAUGUCAAGGAGACGCGUGUCCUGGGAUACUACUACCCCGAGACCAGCGACCGCUCCUACUCGCAGGUGGCUCGCGCCGUCACCAGCCUCUACGGCGCCGGUUCCAGGACGCUUACCAAGCGCGAUAACGAGACCACCGCUGAGACUGGCCAGUACCUUGGCCGUCCUCUCAAGGAGGGUGACUACCACCACGUUCUCUCUGUUGUCGCCAACAAGUACGCGAUGGAGGGUUCGUACACUGUCCACUGCUUCAUCGGCAAGCCCGGCUCCAACUCGACCUCCCACUCGACUGCCCCCUACUCCAACGCGACCGCUCCCUACCCAGUCUCCAACUCGACCGCCCCGUACAUCAACGGCACUGACUCGGAGGCUGACUACGACCCGUCGACCGACUACACCCAGGACCCCAACUAUGUCGGUGCUUACGGUGUUCUCGGCGGCUCCAUGGCUGGUGGCGGCAACGCCACCUACCCCGUCAUGACCGAGGGCGCUCUUCCCCUAACCAGCUGCCUUCAGGGCAAGGAAGCCGAGGGCAGCCUCAAGUCACUCCACCCCGACGACGUCGAGCCCUACCUUGCGGAGAACCUCUACUACAAGGUGGUCGGCGUCAAGGGCGAGCUGAACCCGGACGACAUCCCCGACUUCCACGUCUACGCAAAGUGCACAAAGGUUACGCCCGCCGCCUCGGACGACGAACUCCCCGACCUCAGCGCCCCGUACCAGAAGCUGCCCAAGGCCACCGAGAACAAGCCUGCCGGCAAGCCCUUCACCUACACACCUACGCCCUUUGACAUCCCGCUCCCCGAGGGCGACGAGUACAACGAGCCCACGGUUGGCAACAGCGGCUCCACCUCGCCUUCCUACCCCGGCGCGGGUGUCUUCCCGUACCCGACGCUGCCGUGGGAGGAGCAGGGUUACUGCGUCUCCAAGCAGACGAUUGAGUAUGUGGACCAGGAUGGCAACUUUUUGUACUCUGAGAUGUAG